Messenger RNA from Durusdinium trenchii, 1648 nucleotides. NCBI's taxonomy places the organism in Eukaryota, Dinophyceae, Suessiales, Symbiodiniaceae. The record is from the annotation of a GenBank genome assembly.
GUAUAAGGCUUCCGUGAGCCGCCCGCCAUGGCUGCACGGGCUGAAGCCACUUGCUUUUUGCAACAGCUGGCUUCGAGCGGUGUCAAAUGGGAAGACUUUUUGCAUCACCUUGAGCCAUGCGUUGACCAGGCAGGCUUCCUUGCAGGUGGCUGGGGCAAUUGCUUAGUUGAGGCAACGAUUCAAGAGCAUACGCACGGAAACUUUGGGCAAGCUGGACAAGUUAUUGACUUCCUCUCAAGCUCUGGACACCAAAGAUAUAUGAAAGCUGCAGACAAACUGGAGAGGUUGACCCAUCGAGCAAUGAGAGCUGGUGGCAUUCAAAGUGUCAACCUUCCUCGUUCUGAGCACCCGCAGGCUUGGGGGACCAGGGGGCAAGAUGUACCUCAGGUGACAGCCACAAGAGCAAGCAGUUCCUCAUCAAGCUCAAGCACCGGGUCCAGCAGUUCAGGUGAGCGGAAACUUGAUGCAGAAAGCAAGGCCCUGUGCCGUUCUGCACCUGAACAUGCCAGGAUAGACCACAUCCUGGAAAAAUGCAUCCACGAGCUACCAGUGGAGAUUAUCGUCGAAUUUUCUCAGCGAGGGAGUGUGAUGACGUCCUCUAAACGGCUGAAAAGUAGCUUCCACUCAACCUGGCUGGUAGAGAUUUCUCCAUUGAUUCAGGAUGGCAAGUCCUACGACCGAGUCAUUGUACAAAUCCUCGGGUCUCAGGUUGGUGAUCAACCAUUGAGUGUGCACAUUUCCUGCAAGCAGAUUGUGAAGGCAAUGGACAUAGCUCGUCGAGCAGGAGUCCGCGUGCCUGACGUCCUUUUUACCGGGAGCUGUGACACAUACAUUGGCCCACUGGAGUUCAUUGUGCAAGAAUAUAUUUCAACCCAGACUGUGGAGGACGUGGUGAAGGCCCCGGCCAGAGAAUGGAACCGCAUCGAAAGGGAGGUCGUCGGAAAGUUGCAGGCCUUCGGGCUUGGUGAAGAUGCGACACCCAUGCAGUCUUUCGAAAGCCUUCACCAAUACCUGAUGUAUUUCAGAAACUUGGUGCCCACAUCUCUCAUUUCCAUCCGUGAGGAGAUUGACAAUUUUGUUCAAGGACUGCCACGGAAAAAGUCGGAACCUCUGGCUUUGCUACACCAAGAUAUCAACUGUGGCAAUCUUUUGACUUCAGAAGUCGACAAGGUAUCCAAUUCAUGGCGGCUAGAUGCUGUUAUUGACUGGGAGAGUGCUGUCAUCGCACCUGGUGAACUUCUCUGCCGGCCACUUGAAGAUCAUUGGCGAAUCGCAAUGGCCUUCGGACAAGUGGCGAAGGGAGCAUGGCUUGCUGGCUGCCUAGCAGAAAAGGCGUUGCCAAGAUGUGAUUUGGAGGUGCAGCUCGCAAGCACAGAUUUCUUGGCAAAGUGGCUGGACGCAGGCGUUAGUGGAGAACUACACCAGGGCCGCCAAGAAGUUAGAGAAAAGGAAACACGUUCGCUUUGAGAAGUGGUCCAGCUUGGUCCAGAAGUGUCAAACGGCCGAUCGAGGCGGCGGCGGAUAUGGAAAGUGACGUUGUUCAUCGCUGUUCAAUUUUCAGCCUUGUGUACAUAUGCGGAGAUUGGUUUCAAGCCGCCAUACCAAGAGGACCGACGAGCAAAUCCCGAACUUACCGUGGUGGCAAUGC